AUGGAAGGCAUUAAAUCUAUAGUCGAAAAAAUCCCUCUUUGCAAGGUCAACGCUGGCCCUAGAGACGAAAAAUGGUUGGAUAGAGUUAAAGAAGAAUACUUGAUAUUAAUUAAGUACAUCGAAUUGAAUAAAUAGCAAGAUAAUGAUUGGAUUAAAAUCGCUUCUGAUAAGGAAGGCAAGGUUUGGAAAGGCAAAUGUUGGUACAUUCAUAAUUUAGUUCGUUAUGAUUUUGAUUUAGAAUUCGAAAUUCCUGCUACCUAUCCUGCAUCACCUAUUGAAUUAUGUUUACCCGAACUUGAUGGUAAAACUCACAAAAUGUACAGAGGAGGCAAGAUUUGUUUGGAUAUCCACUUUGCUCCUUUAUGGGCUAAAAACAGUCCCAAAUUCGGUAUUGCUCACGCAUUGGCUUUAGGAUUGGGUCCAUGGUUAGCUGCUGAAAUUCCAGUAUUGAUUGAUUAAGGAGUCAUUAAGAAAAAUUGA
Messenger RNA from Tetrahymena thermophila SB210, 480 nucleotides. RefSeq names its product ubiquitin-fold modifier-conjugating enzyme. Lineage: Eukaryota; Ciliophora; Oligohymenophorea; Hymenostomatida; Tetrahymenidae. Gene Ontology annotation, molecular function: UFM1 conjugating enzyme activity. Gene Ontology annotation, biological process: protein K69-linked ufmylation. Gene Ontology annotation, cellular component: cytoplasm. The record is from RefSeq and is a predicted model, not a curated record. The transcript is spliced from 3 exons.